UCUUUAUAAGCAGAAACAGGGACCUGGUAGAAAUCACACAACAUCAAACAGGCACCUAGAUCCCAACCAAAGAGAGCCCAGCAGGAAAGCAGCUUCUGAACAUCAUCUUCAGCAGUCAGUGAAUAUCUGCUCUCAGCAUGAUGUGGAAAACCACCGCGCUUGCAGUGUGUCUGCUGCUGGCUGGAGUCCAGGCACUGGACGGCCCCUCGUACGGAGUCAAAUUAUGCGGCCGGGAGUUCAUCCGAGCUGUUAUCUUCACCUGCGGAGGCUCUCGAUGGAAGCGCUCCUUGACAAGCACAGAUGAAAUACUGGACUUAUUCAGCUCGUAUGACAGUAAUGUUCCAGCAGACAGUUCAGUUCUGUAUGGUGCUGCCCCGUCAUCCCAGCAUGCCCCUGACUCAAAUCUUCCAUCACUGGCACAAGGUGAACAGGAAGGUGACUUGUUCAGCAGGCCAGCGCGCUCCCUCAUUUCACAGGAGGUGCUGGAAGCGUUGCGUACCGUGGACAGAAAGGGACGAGAUGUAGUGGUGGGACUGUCCAACGCCUGCUGCAAGUGGGGCUGCAGCAAAGGAGAAAUCAGCUCCCUUUGCUGAGAGACUAACCUUCUGUGUGGCAUGCAUGAGUGAAUAAAAAAGUGUGUUUGUGUGUGUGCUUCUCCGUCACAUCCUGUGUUUCCUUUUUCUGUCUCCAUGUUGUGCUUGAGACUUGUAAAUGAUUUGCAUUGAGCUGCCAUGUUGCAGUUAAUUUAAAUACUGCUUUUAUAAUGUUUGAUGUUGUAAUGUAAACUUUUUGGAUUCAGUGCGUUCGCGUUUUAAUCUUUAUCAGUAUAUUUCAAUCUUGAAUAA
Carassius gibelio (silver crucian carp) is the source of this 845-nucleotide messenger RNA. Its product is annotated as relaxin-3-like. The transcript has 2 exons. Gene Ontology annotation, cellular component: extracellular region. Bases 138 to 593 code for a protein of 151 amino acids. The record is from RefSeq and is a predicted model, not a curated record. NCBI's taxonomy places the organism in Eukaryota, Metazoa, Chordata, Actinopteri, Cypriniformes, Cyprinidae. Gene Ontology annotation, molecular function: hormone activity.